AUGGCAAUUUCUAUUUGGGCAGUCUGGUAUAAUAGAAAUAGACUUUACCACGAAGGAAAAAAGGGAAGGGUACAAGAGGUUGUGGGUUUUAUUAGAGUUUAUUUACAAGAAUUAGAACAAGUUAACUCAUUAACAGAAACCAGAAUUAAUCCAAGAGAGGAAUUCUGGAAACCUCCCAAGGCAGAACAAGUUAAAGCCAAUUUCGACGCAGCUUUUUCACAACAAGGCAUGACAACAACAGCGGGAAUCAUUAUAAUAAACCAUGAAGGGCUUGUAAUGGGAGCAUGUACUUACCCUCUACGAAGAACAGGGGAUCCGACCACUAUAGAAGCGAAAGCGCGUCUUCAAGCCAUCAUAUUUGAGGAAGAAAUGGGCUUUCAAGAUUUGGUUGUAGAAGGUGAUGCUCUUACAGUCAUUAAAAAGCUUAAAUCAGACUUAGUGGAUAGAUCGAUGAUUGACAACAUUAUUAAUGAAAUCCAAAGAAAAAGAUUUAGUUUCAUUAACUUAUCGUUUGAUUUUACCCCUCGAAAGACAAAUGAAGCAGCGCACGCCCUUGCAACUCGAGGGUACAAUCUGACUAGCCCGUUCGAUUGGAUCGAAGAGGUACCGAUGGAGGUUAAACCCACCAUGGCCAAUGACCAAAGAAGUUUUUUGAAUCGGUAG
This is a messenger RNA of Gossypium raimondii (Peruvian cotton), 663 nucleotides long. RefSeq lists its product as uncharacterized. Bases 1 to 663 code for a protein of 220 amino acids. Lineage: Eukaryota; Viridiplantae; Streptophyta; Magnoliopsida; Malvales; Malvaceae. The record is from RefSeq and is a predicted model, not a curated record. Gene Ontology annotation, molecular function: RNA-DNA hybrid ribonuclease activity; nucleic acid binding. The transcript has a single exon.